AUGUGUUUUCUGGUCUCGGCAGGUCUACAGACAGAUGCUUUCUGGCCUGCAGGUUUGCUGAGACCCGAGGUCAACAGCACUUCUAACCACAGCACCCUGAACCAUAAGAAGCUGGAGAAGAUACAGUGUCCGAUCACCACCCUGUACCUGCCGGUCGUCUACCUGCUGGCCUUCAUCGUGGGUCUGCCUUCCAACCUGCUGGCUCUCUGGGUCCUGGUGUUCAGAACCAAACCGCAGCCGUCCAAUACACUGCUUAUCAACCUGACUGUUGCUGACUGCCUUCUGCUGAUGGUUUUACCAUUUCGUAUCAUGUACCACUUUAGAGGAAACCACUGGGACCUGGGCCAGUCUUUCUGUCGCAUCGUCAUGGCAAUGUUUUACGGUAACAUGUACGGAUCCAUUUUGUGUCUGGCACUUGUGGCUGUGGAUAGAUACAUUGCUUUGGUUCACCCUUUCAGUGCCAAGAUGCUGCGUAGCCAGCGGAUGUCUCUGUGCAUGUCUGCGGUGGUGUGGGUGGUAGUGCUGGCUGCCAUGCUGCCACUGCUGGUGUCACAGCAGACCUACAAGCUGGACCAAGCAAACAUCACCAUCUGCCACGACGUGCUGCCCGGGGAGGUGCAGGAGAGCUUUCUCCUGCCAUACUUUGCCACUUUAUUCACGUCCUGCUUCCUGCUGCCCUUUGUGGUGAUCCUGUUCUGCCACGGCGCUGUUCUGCGCACCCUGUUGGCUGAGGGGAAGCGCUACGGCCAUGCCAUCAGGGUCACAGUCCUGGUCCUGCUGGUCUUCAUUGUGUGUCUGCUGCCCAGCAACAUCCUCCUCCUUCUCACCUACAUCGAGAGCACAGAGGGUUUGUACAUCCCCUACAUGGUUAGCUUAGGGGUUAGCGCCUUUAGCAGCUGCAUCGACCCCUUCAUCUUCUACUAUGUGUCAGCAGAGUUCAGGGACAAGGCCAGGAGUGCUCUGUGUUGUUGCUGUAACUCCGGACACCACCUGUCCUCUCAUUCGGCACCUGAUGUCUGA
Monopterus albus (swamp eel) is the source of this 1020-nucleotide messenger RNA. RefSeq names its product proteinase-activated receptor 4. Gene Ontology annotation, molecular function: thrombin-activated receptor activity. Gene Ontology annotation, biological process: phospholipase C-activating G protein-coupled receptor signaling pathway; thrombin-activated receptor signaling pathway; positive regulation of Rho protein signal transduction. Gene Ontology annotation, cellular component: plasma membrane. The coding region runs from base 1 to 1020 and encodes 339 amino acids. The record is from RefSeq and is a predicted model, not a curated record. The transcript has a single exon. NCBI's taxonomy places the organism in Eukaryota, Metazoa, Chordata, Actinopteri, Synbranchiformes, Synbranchidae.